This is a messenger RNA of Mesorhabditis spiculigera, 1008 nucleotides long. Lineage: Eukaryota; Metazoa; Nematoda; Chromadorea; Rhabditida; Rhabditidae. The record is from the annotation of a GenBank genome assembly.
AUGCUCUCCUCCGUCCCGUUGGCUCGCCUAAUCGAGGCCACCCCGGCCAACAAAGCCCUCUGCGGCGCGUUCUUGCCUACCAACAACAAUCCCUCAUUCAGCAGCUUCCAGGACGUCUACACCGUUUCCAUCGUCGACACCGAUGGCACAUCCCCAAUCGCCUUUGGCGCCAUCAACAUGUACUCCCAAAAGCAGGCCUAUUGUAUGGUUGGGGAGGUUAGCGACAAAUACCACAACUCGACCAUCUGGUUGGAGGACAAGACUGUCGAGAAGAGCCAUGUCGUGCUCAAGAUCUCAAAAUCCGAAACCGGCAAGCCUGACCACUCCGGCCUCGGCAUGUUCCGCGCCGUGUUCGGAGACCACGAAGAGAGGCCGAUCGAGGAGUACCUGAUGCAAUGGAUGGUCAACAAGACCGUCGGAAAUGAUUGUCUCGAUUUGAACAAGAACGUCACCCUUGAUGUUGUUGGAAAGAGGAACUUGAAUGGAUGGCGCGACAACGCCGGAUUUGUCGUCACUGACAACCAGCAUUUCGUCGAGAUGACCUGCAAGAAAUCCGACCUCGUCUCCCUCGACACGACUUCUUUUGCCAAGAUUGUCCCCUUGACCGCCGAGAACAAGGAGAUCCUGAUCGAGUACGACGCCACUUGCACGAUGCUGGACCGAUCUGACUACAUUGAUGCUCUAUUAAAGACAUCCGACAUCCGGGGAGCCCUCGCCAUCGAUGAGCACAACACCCCCUACGGAUACGUACUGACGCUUGGAUCCCGAAUUCUGAGCUGCUAUGCCGAGAAGGAGGAGAUCUCGCGGCAACUUUUGAGCUUCGCUGCCAGUCAAAUCACCGCACCGGAAGUGUCCCUCUACACUUGCGAGGAGGCAUUCGGAUUUAUGGAUGAGCUUGUCAAGAAUGCCCUUAAAGUGACACCGGUCACCCGCCUCCACACCCGAACCCUCAUCAAGCAAGUGAAGUGGAACAAGGUCUUCUGUCACAACAUCGGGCUCCACCUUUUC